Molecule: messenger RNA, 1972 nt
Organism: Colossoma macropomum (tambaqui)
Lineage: Eukaryota; Metazoa; Chordata; Actinopteri; Characiformes; Serrasalmidae
Gene: mthfs
Product: 5,10-methenyltetrahydrofolate synthetase (5-formyltetrahydrofolate cyclo-ligase)
Exons: 3
Coding region: 210-806 (198 amino acids)
Biological process (GO): tetrahydrofolate interconversion; folic acid-containing compound biosynthetic process
Cellular component (GO): mitochondrion
Molecular function (GO): 5-formyltetrahydrofolate cyclo-ligase activity
Source: RefSeq, a predicted model, not a curated record
GCCCGGUCCGAACUAACUGAACUCACAUGUGUUUGGCAGCUGCGGUGCUGCCAUGAGACCGGUCAGUUAAUGAUUGACCAUCUGCUUCGGUUUGGCGUUUAUUUGGGCUUGUUUAUGGUCAUUUUGCCAUUCCGUACGGAGCAGUAAGAGCUGUGUUCCAGUCACUUUAUAGCGCUUUUUGAACGUUAGCAUUAGCUUAACUCACAGCUAUGACAGCCUUGCGGGCAGCCAAACAGGCUCUUAGAAAGGAGAUAAAGAAGCGAGUGGCCAGUCUGAGCGAAGAAGAGAAAGUUCGCCAGUCACAGGCUGUUUCUCAAAAGCUGUUUGAACAUCCAAAGUACCGGAGCAGCCAGCGCGUAGCCGUAUUUCUGAGCAUGUCUGACGAAGUGCGCACCGAGGCCAUCGUCCAGCACAUGUUCAGCAGUGGAAAAGUGUGUUUCAUCCCAAAGUAUCUAACCAACAGCAGCCACAUGGACAUGCUGCAGGUGAACAGCUUGGAGGACAUCAGAUCGCUGCCUCUGACCAGCUGGAACAUCCGCCAGCCGGCUGACAACGACACCCAGCGUGAAGAAGCCCUAGACACAGGUGGAUUAGACCUGAUUCUGAUGCCAGGACUUGGCUUUGAUAAGAGUGGAAACCGUUUAGGAAGAGGUAAAGGCUUCUACGACACGUACCUGGAGCGCUGCAUGAGGCAUCCCAAAGGAAAACCCUACACCAUCGCACUGGCCUUCAAAGAGCAGCUGUGUAAAGAGGUCCCUGUGGAUGACAGUGACAUGCUCAUCGAUGAAGUGCUGUAUGAAGAGUGAGAUUCAUCUUAAGGGCCACUGUGAGCUCCAUCUACCUUCUAGCUCAACUAUAUAGGUGUACAGUCACAGACUGUAGCCCAUCUGUUGCACUUUAUCAGCCCUCCCUCUAUUCCAUUUCAUCAUUGGUCAGUGUCUGACCACAGAAACGCUAUUGUUCGGAUAUUAUUUGAGUGCUGGUGCAUUUUCAGCACAGAAGCUGACCACCGAUGAAGGACUAGAGGAUGAAGAACACAAACUGUGCAUCAGCAGAUAGACUGCAGUCUCUAACUGUACACCAGAAAGGUGGAAGGUCAGAGUUUCUAAUAAAGUGGCCAAUGGAUGUAUACAGUUGUGUGUAAAAGUUUUGGCACCCCUGGUCAAAUGACACAUUUUUGAUGAUUUUCUGCAGAGAACACACCUACACAUUUUCAUACAUAUGUACUCUUUAUUUGCUGAAUUUAACAAGUUGAGAAAAAAUAUAACCUUAAAAUGUGGCCUGUGCAAAAUUUAUGGCCCAUUUUUAUAUUUUAUGUUUUGUUUUUUCCAAUGUGUUGAACCAAAUAAGUAGAAAUUGCACCUUGUUCUCUGGAUAUGUUAAAAUAUUUUCGCAUAUAAAAUCAACAAAACAUGUAAAAGUGUUCAAACUUUUGCACACGACUGUAAGUAAAUCCAGUUUAGCCUGAGAAGCCAAAUGAAAGUGGGCUUACAACUUUCAGAAGUUCACACUGUUUGAAAUGUGUCACUCACUUAAAAGCAUGCUGAAAUGGUACUUAUUGACCCAAAAGCAAUUACGUGGUAAUGGAAAAUGCUGUGAUUGACUUUUUAAACUGGACACAGUAACAAACAGUGAUAAAUCAGAAGGACAAUGUGACGCUGUGUCUUAAGUGAUGUUCUCAUUGACUUUGCUUUACACUGAACUCUCUAAUGAUUACCUGCCCUUGUUUACCAAAGCCAAAGUAUACCAAAAUACCAAAGUAUUUUCAGGGUAUACACCCAGACCUCUUACAGUCAAGCAUUGCAUAUUCAUCCCAAAUGUAUAAAUGACUGAAUUUUAACACUGUGUAUUAGCUUAUAUUAUAAUUAACAGUGCUCAUCUUCUCAACUCUUUCUUCUUCAAGGGAGACGUGCAUGCUGUAUUGACUUCACACUGUACCUUUUUUGUUAAUUUAAACUGUACAACCCAUUAA